Molecule: messenger RNA, 5323 nt
Organism: Mauremys mutica (yellowpond turtle)
Lineage: Eukaryota; Metazoa; Chordata; Testudines; Geoemydidae
Gene: PRKD3
Product: protein kinase D3
Exons: 19
Coding region: 997-3669 (890 amino acids)
Biological process (GO): protein phosphorylation
Molecular function (GO): protein serine/threonine kinase activity; ATP binding
Source: RefSeq, a predicted model, not a curated record
GGGGGGAGGUCUGGAAACUUUCAGUUCCUCCCGACUCCGAAUCAGAAACGGUGUGAACGAGCGAGCCGGCCACUCCCAUUCGCGCGCGCUGCCCGGGACAGACCAACUUGUCCCCACACCGUGCGGGGCCAUCACCCGCGCCCUUCUCCAGGGCCACGGAGGGUAACCGGGAUCACGCAGAGCCCGCUGCAAAGCCUCGCCACACGUGCGGAAUACGACGUUUCAAAAUGCUGCAGAUUAUCUGGGUGAAUCUAGAGAUUAGAUUUAAUGUGCUUGUGUUUUUAGAAAUGCUGUUCCUGCAUUUCAUGAGAUAAAACACUUUACAAAAAUGAAAAAUUGGAGAUUAAUGAAGGUAAAUUUUUUACCAUGUCCGUACAUGUUAAUGAACUCUGAGAAGAACUUUUGAAGAAAGAAUAGAUUCGUCAUAAACACUGAUAUACACAGUAUUAUUGGCUCAGGAUGCUAUCCACAUGUUUUUUUGUUUAAAUAGAAAAAGACAUCUAAGUGAAGAUGAGUCUGUGUUUGAUAUAUAGUGUCUGGAGUUAAGUGAGAGAAGAAAUAUUUUUAAAGAUCUACCAACAGUAAUCUCUAUCUGAGACCAAGAUUUUCUCAAAAGAAAUAAAAUGAAGGACCUGUGUGAAAAAGUGGUAUUGAUUUAUUCCUCUGAAGGAGACGAUUUCAUGAUGAUUUAAGCCUCUACCAACAUCUGGAUGUGGUGCUAAAGGCAAGUCUUUGUCUUUGAUCAGCUGAUUGAAACUGUGGAAAGAGGACCUUUAAUUUAAAGUAACUUCUGGCUGAAAUUCUCUUGCUCAUCAGCUUGAACAGAAUGAAAGGGAAAAUGAACAUGACGUAUCAGUCAGGGGCCUCUUACUGAACUGAAAAAGGGAAACUUUAGGCUGUCCUUUAAACUGUAAAAUUAUAACAAACAUCCUGGUCAAAUAUUUUUUAAAAAAAGUUGACUACUAGGCAGAUCUCUACUGAAUUAAAGAAAGUCAGAUGUCAGCAAACGAUUCCUCUCCUCCAUCCUUACAGAAGUUUUCUCCUCCUGCAUCUCAUGCUGCUGCACCACCAACCCCUUCUCUGUCUUCAAGUCCCCAGUCGGGACUCUCCAACCGGCUGUCCAAUGGCAGCCUCAGUACACAGAGUCUCACCAACUCCAGGGGCUCUGUGCAUGGGGUCUCAUUCCUGCUGCAGAUCGGUCUCACUCGGGAGACUGUCACCAUUGAAGCUCAGGACUUGUCCCUCUCAUCUGUCAAAGACCUAGUCUGUUCUAUAGUUUACCAGAAGUUCCCAGAGUGUGGUUUCUUUGGCAUGUAUGACAAAAUUCUCCUCUUUCGCCAUGACCUGAACUCGGAAAAUAUUUUGCAGAGGAUUACAUCAGCAGAAGAGAUACAUGAAGGAGAUCUUGUUGAGGUUGUGCUUUCUGCUUUGGCUACAGUUGAAGAUUUCCAGAUUCGUCCUCAUGCACUUUAUGUGCAUUCUUACAAGGCUCCUACAUUUUGUGACUAUUGUGGGGAGAUGCUUUGGGGUUUGGUACGACAAGGAUUAAAAUGUGAAGGCUGUGGAUUAAACUACCAUAAGCGAUGUGCCUUCAAGAUCCCAAAUAACUGUAGUGGAGUGAGAAAGAGGCGUUUGUCAAAUGUGUCUUUACCAAGUGCUGGGCUUUCAGUUCCCAGACCAGUGCAAACUGAAUACACAGCCACUGCCACUGAAGAGCGCUGCCACCCAGAGCCCAGCAAGAGAAUUCCCUCCUGGAGUGGGCGUCCAAUCUGGAUGGAAAAGAUGGUGCUUUGCAGGGUGAAGGUUCCUCACACCUUUGCUGUCCAUUCCUAUACUCGUCCCACCAUAUGCCAGUACUGCAAACGUUUGCUCAAGGGCCUUUUUCGCCAAGGAAUGCAGUGUAAAGAUUGCAGAUUUAACUGUCACAAACGUUGUGCGUCUAAAGUACCUAGAGACUGUCUUGGAGAGGUGGUUUUCAAUGGAGAACCUUCUAGUCCAGGCCAAGAUUUGGACAUGCCAAUGGAAGUUGACAGCAAUGAAAUAAACAGUGAUGGUAGUCGGGGUUUGGAUGAUGUAGAAGAACCUUCUCCUCCAGAGGACAAAAUGUUCUUUAUGGACCCUUCUGAUCUUGAUGUGGACAAAGAUGAAGAAGCUGUCAAAACUAUCAGUCCAUCAACAAGCAAUAAUAUUCCACUAAUGAGGGUUGUACAGUCAAUCAAGCACACAAAGAGGAAGAGCAGUACAAUGGUGAAGGAAGGAUGGAUGGUUCACUAUACCAGCAGAGACAACCUGAGAAAGAGACAUUACUGGAGACUGGAUAGUAAAUGUCUUACGCUAUUUCAAAAUGAAUCUGGAACAAAAUAUUACAAGGAGAUUCCACUUUCAGAAAUUCUCCAGGUGAAUCAGCCUCGAGAUUUCUCAAACAUGGUGCAGGGCAGCAACCCACACUGUUUUGAGAUCAUCACUGACACCAUGGUAUACUUUGUUGGCGAAAAUAAUGGCAACAGCCAUCACAAUCCUGUUCUUGCUGCCACUGGAGUUGGAUUUGACGUAGUUCAAAGCUGGGAGAAAGCCAUCCGUCAGGCUUUGAUGCCAGUCACUCCUCAAGCUAGCGUGUGCACUGCAGCAGGACAAGGAAAAGAUCACAAGGAGUUAUCUCUCAGCAUCUCUGUUUCAAAUUGCCAGAUUCAGGAGAAUGUGGACAUCAGCUCUGUGUAUCAGAUCUUUGCUGAUGAGGUCCUAGGUUCGGGUCAGUUUGGCAUUGUAUAUGGAGGAAAACAUAGGAAGACUGGAAGGGAUGUGGCUAUUAAAGUCAUUGAUAAGAUGAGAUUCCCCACAAAACAGGAAAGUCAGCUUCGCAAUGAAGUUGCCAUUCUGCAGAAUUUGCACCACCCUGGGAUUGUAAACCUGGAAUGUAUGUUUGAAACCCCAGAACGGGUGUUUGUUGUGAUGGAAAAGUUGCAUGGAGAUAUGCUGGAGAUGAUUCUUUCUAGUGAGAAAAGUCGGCUGCCAGAACGAAUCACAAAGUUCAUGGUCACCCAGAUACUUGUUGCUUUGAGAAAUUUACACUUCAAGAACAUUGUGCACUGUGAUUUAAAACCAGAAAAUGUACUACUAGCAUCAGCAGAACCAUUCCCUCAGGUGAAGCUGUGUGACUUUGGUUUUGCGCGCAUCAUAGGCGAAAAGUCUUUCAGGCGCUCUGUGGUUGGAACCCCUGCCUACCUUGCUCCUGAGGUGCUCCGGAGUAAAGGUUACAAUCGCUCUCUGGAUAUGUGGUCAGUGGGAGUAAUUGUCUAUGUGAGCCUUAGUGGUACAUUCCCAUUUAAUGAGGAUGAAGAUAUAAAUGACCAAAUCCAAAAUGCAGCAUUUAUGUAUCCACCAAACCCCUGGAAGGAAAUUUCUAGUGAAGCCAUUGAUUUAAUAAAUAAUUUGCUUCAAGUGAAGAUGAGAAAGCGUUACAGUGUUGACAAAUCUCUUAGUCACCCCUGGCUACAGGAUUAUCAGACUUGGCUUGACCUUAGAGAGUUUGAAACUCGCAUUGGAGAGCGUUACAUUACCCAUGAGAGUGAUGAUGCUCGCUGGGAAGAACAUGCUUAUGAACACAACCUUGUGUACCCCAAACAUUUCAUUAUGGCCCCCAAUCCAGAUGAUAUGGAAGAAGACCCUUAAUAUUCACCAUGCUAACUUCAUUACAGAAGGGAGCUUCAGAUAGAAACUGAUGACGAUACUUUUCUGGACAGAUAUUGCUCUUUGAAUGUUGUUCAGAUGAUUCAAUCUACAAAACCAUGAAGGAUCCUGCACUGGCAGGUGGAUGAGCAAAAUGACCUAACAAGUUUUUCUUCAUCUCUAAUUUCUUGAACUAUGAAAUGUGAUCUGGCAAUGGGAUCAGCAACUUGGGUAACAUUUCACUAGCUGUAUGGUUACGGACGAUGUUACCGAGGUGUAAUGCAUACAGACUGAAUGCAUGGUGUGCGUUUUCUGUGUUUUUUUUGUAGCCUAUGCAAUAACGAAACAAUUUUUUUUUAUGGUUUCCUAGUCCCUUAUUUACUAAGCCAUAGAGUACUGUUUUCUGGUAUUUAGAUACAUUCCCACUUUCCUAGUUUGGACAUUGUGGAAAGAGGCUGUAAAAAGAAAUCAAAACCGUAUACCUUGACCAAAUCACAACAAAAAAUGCUGGAUUAAGACUAAUUUAAAAGACUGAAUGUUUGACAGGUAUGCUAAAACAAUCAAGGUAAAGGAACAUGCUCAUUUGCCGCUGUUUUAAGCAGUUGAACGCUUGACUUUCUUUGCCCUGGUAGAAUUGAAGGAUCUUUCUCCAGAUGUCUGAGAUAAAAUAGUAACACCGGAUUUCAUAUUUCUGUUGAAUGCUAACUGACAAUCAAAAAGCUGUGGUAGCCCUCAACAUUGUUUGUUACAAUAGAGCAAUAAACCACAACAGGGUGUGCAUUAAUAUGCAAGAUUGGGAUGUGUCUUUGGUGUGUACCAAAGGCGUUUUGUCUUAAAAUCACCAAAAUAGCACACAAAUAGCAUACACACUUUUAUGUAGCAUAUCCUUCCACUAUGGAAAAAUAGUUUCUAGCAGGAUAUGCAAAAUAGUAAAGUAAAGUAUAGACACUUUUCCUCUACUGAUUUGAAUAACUUUGAAAAAUAUAUUUUAUGUUGGUUUUAUGUUCCGUGGACUCAGCCUGUCUGCAGUAGUUUGUGGCCUGAUAGCAACUCCCGAUCCUCAUUUUCUAUUGAACAAACUAAAUUAGGAGUCCUGUUGAAAAAAUCAAAAUUGAGCAUGAGUUAAAGAGGCUGUUGCUCCACAAACUGUUGCCAACAGGGCAGCUGGAUUCAUGAACUAACAGGAGGAAGAGGCAUUGCCUCCUAUUUCAGCCUUCCAGUCUUUAACCUGCAAUUCCACCCCUUCCCCACGUCCUAAACUUUACAGAUUAUGAAACUGAAUUAGGCAUUCUAAAACAACUCUUAAUUUAGCUUCUUAACAGAAACUUCCAUUUAAACAUACCCUGCCACAUCUUGAGAACUGUGGCCAAAUGGAGAGGGAAGCAGAAGUUUCCUUCUGAAAUGAUAGUGCAGGAAGAUAGUUUGGCAGUUAAAGUCGGACAUGUUUCAGGAAGAAAGCCUUAUGUCCGCUAUAUUAAAUCGAGGCCUCCAUUUACUUAAAGUUGUGAGUUUCUGAUGAAAUUUCAGCCAUGUAUUAUUGGGAGUUGAUGCAAGGCUGUGCAUCUCCCAGAUAGGUCCAACUAGCUAAUAACUUGGCUUUGGGUAAUGUCCUUAUGUUUUUUUAAAAUGUAAAUUCUGUAGGUUUCAGCUGCAAAAG